AGCCAGCCGAUGAGGUCGGGCAAUACUCCAGGAGGGCGGGCCAGCCGUGCGCGCUAGGCGGGCCCUCGGGCGGCGCCCCACGAAUCAGAGCGACGCUUCGGAGGCAGCCGCCCAAUGAGGAGCGAGGGGGGCGUCGCCCGCGCUUCGUCUUACUCCUCAGUCGGAACGCUCGGGGCGUCUGGAAAGCGGUUUGUGGCGAGCGCCGCGGAGGGCGAAGGAAGGGGCAGCGGUGGCGGCGCGGUUAUGAGGAUGGCAGCGCUGGCGAGCCCGGGCGAGCGGGCUGUACUGGAAGAGGAGUUCAAGUGGCUUUUACGAGAAGAAGUUCAUGCUGUCCUCCGGCAGCUGCAAGAUAUUCUGAAGGAGGCUUCUCAUCGGUUCACUUUGCCCGUGAGCGGCUCAGAGGGGCCCAUCAAGCAGGAGAACUUCAUCCUGGGUAGUUCAAAUGCUGACCAGGUGAAAGGAGUCCUGACACUCCAAGGAGAUGCCUUGUGCCAGGCGGAUAUCAACUUGAAAAUCCAUAGGAGUAACCAGCUCCUGCACUUUGCAUUCCGGGACGACAAGCAAUGGAAACUGCAACAGAUCCAGGAUGCAAGGAACCAUGUUAACCAGGCACUCUACCUGCUGACCAACAGAGGGGCCAAUUACCAGUUCAAGACUGGCUGCGAGGUCCUCAAGCUCAUGGACGCCGUGAUGCUGCAGCUGACGAGGGCUCAGAAUCGACUCACCACCCCAGCUACCCUGACCCUUCCAGAAAUCGCCUCCAGCGGCCUCACGAAAAUGUUCACUCCUGCUCUGCCUGCAGAUACCCUGGUGAACUUUUACAUCAACUUGAAUAAGCUCUGCUUGACAGUCUACCAACUGCACUUGCUGCAGCCCAGCUCUACAAAGAACUUCAGGCCUGCUGGAGGGUCCAUUCUGCACAACCCAGGAGCCAUGUUCGAGUACGGCAACCAAAGGUAUGAAGUCAGCCACGUCCACAAGGUGGAGUGUGUCGUUCCCUGGCUCAACGAUGCCCUCGUUUUCUUCACGGUAUCCCUGCAGCUCUGCCAGCAGCUGAAGGACAAGAUUGCUGUCUUUUCUGGCUACUGGAACUACCGGCUGUACUGAUCGUGACUCGAACCCUGGCCCCUCUGCCACUCUCUUCCUGGGAGGAAAUCAUUGCAUAAGCUGUUUGAGAGCCACGGACAGAGCCCACCACUCACGGGGGCUGCUGGCUAGGGCCCUGUGCCCAGUGUUGGCGUGUGUGUGUGUUUGUGUGUUUGUGUGUAGAAUGCCCUUAUUUAUUAGCACUUUAAGAGUACACACAUUUCUUUCCAUGCCUGUCGAGAUGGGGGGCUUAGAAAAGCUGGUUAACUGGAUCCCACCCUUCGCGGGGGACAGGCGCAGUUGUGAGCCACACUGUGAAGGAGUCCAGGAUCAUGACCACCCCGAGGGACUGCUCCCAUCCCCAGGUGGCAAAAGGGACCAGCUCUGUGAUGGACCACCCCUUCCCUAACCAUUCCUUGUAACUUAUUUGGGAACUGCUUCACGUGUCCCUUCAUUCCUGGCACCGGUGUGACUAUUUAUCUCUACCAUUCUCCCUCUGCGACUUAGUCUGGGAGGCCUAGGGAACAAAUCCCCCUCCCCACCCCGGUGGUAGGCGAAAACCUGCUUUUCACCAGAGGCACCCUAUGUGCCAGAUCUUCCACUGAGUUAUCUCUUUACCUCUCUGCCACCAGGUGACCGCGUGGUUGGUUGCUGCUAAACUUGUGUGAAUCAUUCCUUGGAACAAAUCUGUCAUUGUGAAUAAAAGAUUCUUGAACACA
Hemicordylus capensis (graceful crag lizard) is the source of this 1805-nucleotide messenger RNA. RefSeq names its product rogdi atypical leucine zipper (gene ROGDI). Gene Ontology annotation, cellular component: RAVE complex. The record is from RefSeq and is a predicted model, not a curated record. The transcript has 11 exons. Lineage: Eukaryota; Metazoa; Chordata; Lepidosauria; Squamata; Cordylidae. The coding region runs from base 115 to 1107 and encodes 330 amino acids.